AUGGCGGCGGUCGGUGCUGCUGCUGCUGAGGCCGAGUCGUCGGACAGUGAGCCGGAGCAGGAGCACGGCUCCCCGCAGAAGCUCAUUCGGAAGGUCUCCACGUCCGUUCUCGUCUUGCGUUCUUUCGCUGUGUUUGACGGUCACGGUGGAGCUCGAGCAUCACGGACAGUUUGCUGCUGAGAAAUCUCCAUCACACGCAUGGUCAGCAAGUUUCCUAAAGGUGACGUGGAGAAUUUGGAGAAGCUGGUGAGGAGUCUGCUGGACACCUUCCGUCAGACCGAUGAGGAUUUCCUGAAGAAAGCCUCCAGCCAGAAGCCCGCAUGGAAGGACGGCUCCACGGCCACAUGUAUGCUGGUGGUUGAUGAUGUUCUGUAUGUGGCAAACCUAGGAGACAGUAGAGCAGUGCUGUGUCGUGUGGAGCAGGCUGAGGAUUCUGGGAAGAGGAAGUGUGUGACUCUGGCUCUCAGUAAGGAGCACAACCCCACCAUAUAUGAGGAGCGCAUGAGGAUUCAGAGAGCGGGCGGCUCGGUCAGGGACCGCCGUGUGCUGGGAGUGCUGGAAGUGUCUCGCUCCAUCGGUGACGGUCAGUAUAAACGCUGUGGAGUGAUCUCUACUCCAGACGUGCGGCGCUGUCAUCUCAGUCCAAAUGACAAGUUUGUUCUCUUGGCGUGCGAUGGGCUUUUUAAAGUGUUCUCUGCGGACGAGGCCAUUCAGUUCGUCCUCAACAUUCUAGAGAAUGAGACUGUGGAGCAGAAGGAGGGGCAGAGUGAGGGGGCGGGGCGAUUUGAGGCCGCUUGUCAGCGAUUGGCUAGUGAGGCGGUGAGGCGGGGCAGUGCAGACAACGUCACUGUCAUUCUCGUCUCUAUUGAGUUCUGAGAUCAUCACUCACAAACACACACACACACACACACACACACACACACACACACACACACACACACACACACACACACACACACACACACACACACACACACACACACACACA
Messenger RNA from Cyprinus carpio (common carp), 988 nucleotides. RefSeq names its product integrin-linked kinase-associated serine/threonine phosphatase (gene ilkap). Gene Ontology annotation, biological process: protein dephosphorylation. The transcript has 8 exons. NCBI's taxonomy places the organism in Eukaryota, Metazoa, Chordata, Actinopteri, Cypriniformes, Cyprinidae. The record is from RefSeq and is a predicted model, not a curated record. Gene Ontology annotation, molecular function: protein serine/threonine phosphatase activity.